AUGUUGUCCGUUAACCGGUUAAUGGAAAACACCUUCCUCCUCACAACCGGUGCCUUGUCACUCUGUGCAUGGGUGAUUGCAUUUGGUGGUGUUUGUGCCUUCCGUGCAUUGCCAAAUGUUGGCUAUUGGAUUAUUGUUUACGAAUUGUUUUUGACUCUUGGCAUUCUCUUUGUGUUCAUGUCUGGCACUUUUCUUCAUUACAGAAUGGCUUUGUUGACAUUGCUUGCUAUUAGCAUUGCUCUUCUUCAUGGCCAAAUCGAUUACGUGCUUCCUAUUGAAAGAUUUGAUUCUCGUUUCAUUGAUCAAGGUGGUGCUGCCGCUGUGGGUGCAGGAUACAUCAUUAUGAUUAUUAUUCAGUUCCUGUGGGUGUUCGUUUUUGGCAGUGAGCCCAACAGCUACCUUGGACAAUUUGGUCAUGGAUGGACCGCCAUGAACAACAGCGUUGAACAUCAUCACGUCGAUAAGGCACCUGCCACAACAACAGCAGCAGCAGUAGCAGCCCAUCCUCCUCAGCAAUAUGAAAUGGGUGAUAAGACCAUUGUGCCUUCCCCUGGUGCAUACAAUGAAUAUCCUCCCAACAGUGCUGCCACGCCACACCCUGCUGCAGCUUCAUCCACCACCCCAGUGUCCCCAGCUGGACCUGCUAGCUAUCCUAUUCAAGUUGAAGCAUUGCAUGAUUAUAAAGCAAGCCCAGAUGAUCCAACAGAAUUGAGCUUUAAGAAGGGCGACAUUCUUCACGUGGUGGAGCGUAAAGGAAAUUGGUGGCAAGCACGUAAUAGCGAAGGUGCCACUGGUAUCAUCCCUAGCAACUAUUUUGCCCCAUAA
Lichtheimia ornata is the source of this 825-nucleotide messenger RNA. RefSeq lists its product as uncharacterized. The transcript is spliced from 6 exons. Gene Ontology annotation, molecular function: protein binding. Bases 1 to 825 code for a protein of 274 amino acids. The record is from RefSeq and is a predicted model, not a curated record. Lineage: Eukaryota; Fungi; Mucoromycota; Mucoromycetes; Mucorales; Lichtheimiaceae.